Molecule: messenger RNA, 1799 nt
Organism: Hydra vulgaris (swiftwater hydra)
Lineage: Eukaryota; Metazoa; Cnidaria; Hydrozoa; Anthoathecata; Hydridae
Product: heme transporter FLVCR2
Biological process (GO): heme export; transmembrane transport
Cellular component (GO): membrane
Molecular function (GO): heme binding; heme transmembrane transporter activity
Source: RefSeq, a predicted model, not a curated record
ACAAGAUAUGCACACAGAAAAAAAAAUUAUUUUAUAAAUUUUUUUAAAUCUAAUACAUUUAGAUAAAUAGUUGAGUAAAAAAUGCGAGAAACAAUAGAAAUAAACAAUAUUCAAAUGAACAAUACAGAAGAAAACAAUUAUAUAAAAAAUAUUAGUUUUGAUGAUAAUCAAAGUGCAGAAAUGACCUUUUUGGAUGAUGAAACAAACAUUACUAUUAUUUCCAAUGAGUCUUUAGAUGCAAGAAUUAGUACUAAAUGUGAAAUACAGUUAAACUAUGCAAAUGACAGCAGUACUGCAAAAGGAAAUAACUACAUGCUUUAUAAAAGGAGAUGGUUAGUACUUCUUUCUUAUUGUACUUUAACAACAGCUGUAACAACAACUUCCACAUCAUUCCCUGCAAUUUCAAACAUACUAGAAGAAUUUUAUCAAGUGAAGCCUUUUGCAAUUCAUAUGCUGUUAGGAAUGUAUGCUUUUUUGGUUGUCUUAUUUAACCUUCCCUCUUCUUAUUUGUUGCACAAGUUUGAACUUGCAUUUGUCAUGAAAAUGUCAGGAACAUUAAAUUUAAUUGGUGGAGUUAUAAGAUAUUUUUCCUAUAGCCAUAAUGGAUAUUAUUUUUUGCUUACAGGAAAUUUUUUUUCAGGUUUGUCACUUGCUGCCCUUUUGUUUUUAACUCCAAAGCUUGCAGUUAAUUGGUUUGCAAAAAACGAGAUUGGAAGAGUGAUUGGUGUAUGCGUAGGUUUUGAUAUGUUUUCAGCUGCAUUAGGGUUUCUGCAUUCAACUAACGUUGUUGAAAACACUAAAAAUUAUAAUAAUACUAAAGCAGGAAUAAGAAGCCUUGUAUUACACCAACUAAUUAUGGGGUGUGUGGCAUUCUUCUUAACAUUAAUUUGUGUUAAAAGCUUCCCAGUAAACCCACCAAGCUAUGAAGCAGAACAGCUCCGAAAAAAUAAAUCAAAAAAAUUAAUUAAAAAACAAAUUUUGGAAUGUAAGUUAGAUAAAAGUUCACUAAAAAAAAACAAAAAUGAAGAUAACCAACACUCGUUUAUUGAAAGCAUAAAGAAACUUUACAAGUUACGAAACUUUGUUCUUAUUGUCCAUAUAAUAGCAGUUUCAGCCUCUUUAGAAUACUCGUUUGGAGCUAUUUUAAACAAUGUAUUAAUUGGAUUAUUUCCUGGAAAAGAAAAAGAUAUUGGUUUAGUUGGGUUUACAUCAAUUAUUUUAGGAUUUAUAGCUAAUGUCAUUGUUGGUGUGAUACUGGACAAAACAAAAAACUUUAAAUUAGCUACCAAAGUAAUAUUUUUGCUUUCUAUAUGUUUUCUUGCAAUGUGGACAUGUUUUCUAGAACUCUAUCAUUCCUUUGUAGCUAUUUCCAUAUCAUACUGUUGUUUUAUUAUGACAUCAACCAGUUAUUACUCAGUUGCAUAUACACAUAUGGUAUCUGAAACUCAUCCAAUUUCUCCAGAGAUAAGCUGUAUGGUGCUUAUGGUAGCAUCUACUUCAUAUGUAAUAGCUGUAGUUUUUCUAUCCUCGCUGCUUCUUGAACACUACAGUAUAUUACAUGUAAACUUAGCAGCAUUAAUAAUAACUGUUGGUGCAGCUCUGCUUUCUUUUUUGUUUUGAUAAUUAAAAUAUAUAUAGUUAAAUAUAUAAACUUUAUAUAUUUUAACAAAAUUUAUAAAUAUAAAAAUAUUUGUACUUAAAAUUUAUUAAUUAAAAGAGUUCUCCUUUAUAUUCUAAAUUAUUCAAAUUUAAAGUUUUUAACUAAAUAGCUUUUAACAAAUUAAUGAAUAACACAUAUA